This is a messenger RNA of Athene cunicularia (burrowing owl), 380 nucleotides long. It is a transcript of the gene COXFA4, whose product is annotated as NDUFA4, mitochondrial complex associated. The transcript has 4 exons. Lineage: Eukaryota; Metazoa; Chordata; Aves; Strigiformes; Strigidae. The coding region runs from base 1 to 216 and encodes 71 amino acids. The record is from RefSeq and is a predicted model, not a curated record.
AUGCGGAUGUUGAUCCCUCUGUUUUUGAUCAUUGGAUCUGGAGGUGUUGGCGCAGCCCUGUAUCUCAUGCGCUUGGCUAUGUUCAACCCUGAUGUCAGCUGGGACAAGAAAAAUAAUCCAGAACCUUGGAACAAGCUGUCUCCCAGCGACCAGUACAAGUUCUACUCGGUUAAUGUAGACUACAGUAGACUGAAAAAGGACCGUCCAGACUUCUGAACAACACGUUCAUCUCUGUAGGCUGCACAGAAAGGUCUUCCGGAAGCCGUCCGCACAAUUGUCAUGCUUAAUCAUCCAGGAAAUAAUCAAACUUGCCUCAUGCUGCACUAGGUCAUGUGUUUGAAAGUGUUUGGAUGAGGCUAAAUAAAUGUCUGAAACUUGAA